Messenger RNA from Leucoraja erinaceus (little skate), 1245 nucleotides. Its product is annotated as creatine kinase U-type, mitochondrial-like. Gene Ontology annotation, molecular function: creatine kinase activity. Bases 16 to 1245 code for a protein of 409 amino acids. The record is from RefSeq and is a predicted model, not a curated record. Gene Ontology annotation, biological process: phosphocreatine biosynthetic process. The transcript is spliced from 8 exons. Gene Ontology annotation, cellular component: mitochondrion. Lineage: Eukaryota; Metazoa; Chordata; Chondrichthyes; Rajiformes; Rajidae.
AAGCACAGCAACCUCAUGGCCUCCUACCUGACCCCUGAAAUAUAUGCCAGGCUUCGGGAUAAAGUCACUUCGAGUGGCUACACCCUGGAUCAGUGCAUACAGACUGGAGUGGACAACCCUGGGCACCAACAUUCUUUCAUCAAGUCCAUUGGUAUCGUGGCAGGCGACGAGGAAUCCUAUGAGGUCUUUGCUGACAUUUUUUACCCUGUCAUUAUGGAAAGGCACAAUGGAUACGACCCAAGGACCAUGAGACAAGCAAAGGAUUUGGACGCAAGCAAAAUCAGGAACGGGCAGUUCGACGAGAAGUACGUCCUGUCUUCCCGAGUGCGGACGGGCCGCAGUAUCCGUGGGCUGAGCAUGCCCCCCGCCUGCACCCGUGCUGAGAGGAGGGAGGUGGAGAGGGUGACUGUGGAUGCCCUGGCUGGGCUGAAGGGUGACCUGGCGGGAAGAUACUACAGCCUGUCCAACAUGACUGACAAGGAGCAGCAGCAACUCAUUGAUGAUCAUUUCAUGUUUGAGAAGUCCGUGAACCCUUUCAUGUUGUCUACGAGGAUGUUGAGGGAUUGGCCUGAUGCCCGUGGGAUCUGGCACAACAACGACAAGACAUUGCACAUCUGGGUCAACGAGGAGGACCACACUCGAGUCAUCUCCAUGGAGAAGGGGGGCAACAUGAAGAGGGUGUUUGAGACGUUCUGCCGAGGUCUCAAAGAGGUGGAGAGACUGAUCUCGGAGAAAGGCUGGGAGUUUAUGUGGAACGAGCGGCUGGGCUACAUCCAGACCUGCCCGUCCAACCUGGGCACUGCACUGCGAGCUGGGGUGCACAUGAAACUGCCCAUGCUCAGCAAGGAUCCUCGCUUCCCCAAGAUCCUGGAGAACCUGCGGCUCGAGAAACGCGGGCCGCGGGGAGAGAACACAGUGGACAUCGACGGUGUGGUCGACAUCUCCAAUCUUGACCGGCUGGGCACGUCCGAGGUAGGUCAACAGUCCGUUCCAUACAUGUCCCACACCGUACACGAACAAACAGUCCGAGAGAAGGCACGGCGGGUGUGGAGGAACAAUGGGAGCAGGAGGAGGCAGAGGGAGGUGGCGGAAGGAGUGAUGAUAGCUGGGGGAAGAGGGAGGUGGAGAGUGCAGCAGGUCCAGGUGGUGGUAGAUGGGGUGAAUUACCUGACCGAGUGUGAGAAGAGACUGCAGAGGGGACAGGACAUCAAGGUCCCUUCACCCCUGGCCUCUGGCAGACGCUGA